CUGAAAGCGAUUCACGCUGAUGACGUCACUUGCAGAGUUGUCAUGGCGUCUUUGGGACCGAAGGUGCUGCUGCUGCAAUUUAGCUAAAAAGCAAUCCGUCGACGGUGCGUGAGCCGACAUGGAGGAAACUGCAAACCUGCACCGAGACGCCGACGGGAGCUCCGUGUGCGCCACGACCGCGCCGGAGAUGGCUGACGUCUCGGUCGGCGAUGGAGUGAAAGGAGCCGCCGAGAAAUGCAGGAGUAGUGCGGCUCCCCUCGGUACUUUGGUGGACGCUAGUUGUAGUGACAGCACCGCGGACGUUGCUGCUCCCGUCGCCGCUCCCGUCACGUCCAUCGUCGGGAAGUCUGACGCGUCGGUGCCGGUCCAGGUCCUCCCCGCACAGGAGACUGCGAAACCCGAGGGCAGCGGAUCUGGGUCCGGGGAUCGGAUCAUUAACGGGAUGGGGCAUGACUCGCUGCCGCUGGCCGCAGGAGAUAGAGAGGGUGGUGCCUCAAAGUUAGUAAACAACACAGGCGAUGGAGCGUCCUCGCCUCCCGCACAGGAGAGCGCGGGUUCCGCUUGUGCGGGAAGUGAAGCGACUAAACUGGCCAAGCCGACGCAUCUGUGUCCGGACCACGCGACCACGGCGGACCGCAAGUCCGGCGAUCGCACCUUAUCGGAGGGAUUGCCGAGUGGGAGUGACCGCGAUCCCAGCCUCGGCGGAGAGUCCCGAAGCAUCGAUUCACUCGAGUCCUUCUCCAACCUCAACUCGUGCCCCAGCUCGGACCUGAACAGCGAGGGGCUGGAGGACCGGGGGCUGGCCCUGGCCCUGCAUGGCGAGUACGGGGCCGAGGGGUCGAAGACCGCCUGCAGCAAGGACCGGGCCGCCGGACAGUCCAUAUACCACAUUAAGUGGAUCAAGUGGAGGGAGGAGAACACCCCGAUCAUCACCCAGAAUGAGAACGGCCCGUGUCCAUUACUGGCAAUAAUGAAUGUCCUUCUGCUCGCAUGGAAGGUUAAGAUGCCGCCCAUGAUGGAGAUCAUAACCGCGGAGCAGCUGAUGGAGUAUCUAGGAGACUACAUCCUGGAAACCAAGCCUAAAGAGAUAACCGAGGCUCAGCGGCUGAACUAUGAGCAGAACAUGAGCGAUGCCAUGGCCGUGUUGCACAAGCUGCAGACCGGUCUGGACGUGAACGUGAAGUUCACCGGGGUGCGAGUCUUCGAGUACACCCCAGAAUGCAUUGUGUUUGAUCUGCUGGACAUCCCCCUUUACCACGGCUGGCUGGUCGACCCCCAGAUGCAUGACAUUGUCAAGGCAGUGGGAAACUGCAGCUACAACCAGCUGGUGGAGAAGAUAAUAUCCUGCAAACAGUCAGACAACAGCGAGCGGGCAGGUGAAGGCAUCAUAGCGGAGCAGUUCCUGAGCAGCACAGCCACUCAGCUGACGUACCACGGCCUAUGUGAGCUCACCUCCACUGUACAGGAGGGCGAGCUCUGUGUCUUUUUCAGGAACAACCACUUCAGCACCAUGAUCAAAUUCAAGGGCCAGCUGUACCUCCUGGUUACAGACCAAGGUUUCCUGACAGAGGAGAAGGUCGUCUGGGAGAGUCUGCACAACGUAGACGGAGACGGCAACUUCUGCGACUCCGAGUUCCGGUUGCGGCCGCCCUCCGAUCCAGAGACGGUGUACCGCGGCCAGCAAGAUCAGAUAGACCAGGCCUCAGUAUCUGCAAGAUUGAGCACGGACUACCUGAUGGCGCUGUCACUGCAGCAGGAGCAGCAAAGCCAGGACCUUCAGUGGGAGCAGCUCCCCGAGGGCAUCAGCGACCUCGAGCUGGCGAAGAAGCUUCAGGAGGAGGAGGACCGACGGGCCUCCCAGUACUACCAGGAGCAAGAGCAGGAGCAGGCGGCGGCAGCAGCAGCGGCACAGGGCCAGCAGGAGGCUGCGGAGGGAGGUGAGGCGGAGAGAGGAGGUGCAGGUGGUGCAGCAGCCGGCCCCGGGACGGCAGCAGCAGCUGGAGCCACGCCCAGCCCCGGAAAGCAGUCCUCAAGUGGGGAGCGCAAAACCAAGAAGGAAGCGAAGGAUAAAGACAAAUGUGUUAUUUUGUAACAUACAGCGUGUCUCUGUGUGUGUGUGUGUGUGUGUGUGUGUGUGUGUGUGAGUCUGUUUUGUGCAUUUGCUAAUCUGUGAGGAAAGGGACAGCAUUUGUUUCUCCGUGGAAUGGACACGCAACUCGGAGCCCCACUGGAUGACAAACAAGGGAAGGAGACAAUUUAGGAGAGACUAGGAGAGGAUUUGCUGUUCCCAAACCACUGGUGCCUGCUAUCCUCUAAACAUAGACAUCAGAGGAAGGGACACGACAACAACAACAACAACAACAACUACCCCUUAUCUUUCAUAGAGUCGGCCAAACUUUGUUACAAGUUGCACAGUGCACUAUAUUUGUGAUGUGGGGUCAAAUUUAUCUGGGUUGGUAUAUUUUAUAGCAAAAAUAUAUAAUCUCAAGAAACAAAAUGUUACAUGUUAACAGCUUUCACCAUAAUCUUUUCCAAAACACACCCAUUGUAUAUUUCACUAAUUUGUUAUUAUUGCAGCUUAUAAGCUUUUUUUUUUUUUUUUUGUACUUAUAAAUAUUUACAAAACGUUUUUAGACAAAAACCCACAUGUUUGUUAGGUUAUUGUAAGUUUCCUGUCGAUGCCAAGAUUCACAUUUUAUUUAUAUCUCUCUGAGCACAAAGCUUUUGGGAGCAUUCAUUUUUUUUCUUUAAACUGAAAGGGAUUUGUUUUGUUGAUAAUUUGCCUGUUGGAACUCAUGGUGACACCGUUUGUGUCCCUUCUGAAACACUAUGGAAACACUCAAUGCCAGAUAGCUGCCAGAUACUGUAGCGUCACAACAAUACUCGUCACAGCUUGCCCUGUUCAGAAUUGCCUUAACAGAGAGUGGCAGUGUGUCGUAUCCUGCUCUGUUUGAAUGUGUAUUUGUUUCCAUGUGUAUGGUUUGUACAGUACAUGUGUGCUACGUGGUAAAGCGGCGUGCGGUUGGCAUGUGUCAUUUAAUUGGAAAUAGCCAAACUCUUUUACGCUGUGUAAGUUAAGCUGCCAUUUCUGGACAUUUUUUAUUUCCUUUGUGUUGUGAUACUAUGUCACACAAACAAAAAAAGGGUUGGGUCAAUUUUGUUCGGAGCUGAUGCUCCUGUGUGAGACCCAACAAGCUGUUGGCAGAUUAGAUGUGUAUGAGAUUACACCCAGUUUGGAGUGUGGUGGUUAUGAAAGACCCUCUUCUCUCUAACAGUCACACAGUGUGUGUGUGUGUGUGUGUGUUGUGUUUGCGCAUGUCUGUGUGUUCCUGUACUUUUAUCUUUGUGAGCACCAUUUUCAGCAUAGACCCUUCAGAGUGAGGUCCUCACUUUUUCAAAGGGCAGUUUGAGGGUUAAGACUUGGUUUUAGGGUUAGAAUUAGCUUUAGGUUAGGGUUAGGCAUUUAGUUUGGAUGGUAAGGGUAAGGGGCUAGGUAAUGUAUUAUGUUAAUGAGUGUCCUCACUAAGAUAGAAGUACAAACGUGUGUCCGGCACUAUCCUGAUACAUUUUGUUAGGUUCCGGAUUUAGAAGUUCCACUGCAGCCAGGUUUAAAAAAAAGGGCAUACCACAGACUUCAAUAAUUCACAUGUCAUAUUCCACUACACAAGGAAAGUGCUAUUCAUAUUUGUGAACAUGUAACUGGACAUAAAACUGGGACGUUAGGACAAAGCAUGGAUUUGAACUCCAGUCGCAAUGUUUGGACUUUGCUCUAUUGUGUAGAUAUUUCCCUUCUCUUUCUCCGGGUUAAUUUAAUAUUAUUGUAGAAAUUACCUUCAGCCCCUCUGUCACAUUCAGAGAUGCGUAAAUUAGAAGGUUUACAUAUUGAUCCGCGCCGGAGGUGUUGAAUAGACAUUCUGAAUACUGAACCUCUGUGGUACGAGCUCGUCCCCAUUUCACCGCUGCACCGAGCGUAGCAAACACACAAUGUACAUAUUUACCUAACGCGUUUCUCCAGCUGGUGGGUGGUGCCAUUGUCAUUGUACCAUGGGACUGCCUCCUGAGAAUCGUUUUUCUACCUAAACAUUCCAAUUGGAUGCCUUGACUCAAGCCUUCGACCACAGACCGAGGGAGACAGUUGUGACAGGAGGUGUUCACAGUGCUUGCGGCUCGGUGAGAACGGGUUCGCCAUCGGGACAGGACGGAGGCAGCGGGGCUACCUACUGUGUGGGAGCCUGCAGUUUGAGCUUGAGCUUGUGUGUUCGCUUGGCCCCAACUAGUCUAUGUUUUGUAUGUACAUAUAUAUAAAUAUAUAUAUAUGACGCCUUAUGACAUUUCAGCAUAUUUUAUAGGACAAAAGGAAAACAGGCGUAUUAGCAGAAUGAGACAAUCCAUGCAUUUUUCACACAGACAUCAGAAAUACUCUCAGGCCUUUUACUGAAGGGACAUAUAUAUCCUCGAGUGUCUUUUUCAAAUGGUUUUCUUUGUAAUGGCACAGUUCCUCGGCCUGUAUUCACUUUGUCCGUCACAACUUUAAGUGUCUGUCUGUGUCUGUGUGUGUAUGAUCAUAACUACUAUUUGACACUUUGAAGGACUCAACACUAUUAUUAUUUAAGACCCUGGAUGGUGAGCGUCACACUAAAAGAAAUAGGGUUGACUUAAAGCUGCUCCUCUUGUGUUAAGUUGGAUUAUGUAAAGACAAAUAAACUCCUUCCUUGGACAGGGUUAAGGAACAUUGUGAACUAUGUACACGUUUCAUUGACUCCUUAGUAGUUGUUUUAUUUCCCGUGCAGCUGAGAUAUAUAAUCAUAAGGUGAAAGCCAGAAGGCAACAGGGCGGCUUUGUGGCAAUAUAUUUUCUUUCCCCUUUAUUCUUGUCUUUACCGAGAUUCACCUCAUUUGCGUCUCAGCCCUCUAAGUGAACAUGCUGAUUUAUCAUUCCAGUGGAAGUCUCGGUUUAAAUGAAACUUCACUUCGGGCAGUUUGAGUUCAAUUUGACUUGGUUGGUGUUUGUGAGAGUGAAAAGAACGUGACGCCACACAUUUUUAUUAUUAUUGAUAUUUUUUUAUUUCAGAUUACCUUGUGCUUUUUCUUGCUAUCCAGAGUCCAUUAUUACCAGAAUUUGAAUAUUUUCUGUUGUAACGUGUUUGUUUCCCCCACCCCCCUAUGACGAAUCGAUCAGAAGGAUUUUGUGUGUUCAGUGUCUCGGCGUGGUUUCUUGUAUGCCUUGUAAAAGUGAUGGUGGGGUUAAUGCUGUAAAAGUAGUAUUUUGACACGGUGGUUGUUGAACAUAUAAUCGUUGUAAUUGGUUUUGCACUGUUACAUUUAUAUGCACUAACAGAAGAGAAACAUACCUCAUUUUAUACAGAACAGAAAUUGUGCGAGAGUGCUAUUGUUCUAUUGGUACCGUUUUAAAAGAGAAACGACUGAAUAAUGGCCAAAAGAAGGAUCUCGAGUGGUCGAUCCUAAAGCCAGGAGACUACUAUUCAUUUGUGAAAGUAUGAAAGGGCUUUUUAAAUGUGUCGGCUUCAAAUGACACGAGUGCAUUUGUUAAAAGACAACAACAUGAAAGCUCCACUUCAAUAGAAGUCGAUGCAAUUUGAUAUAUACAGGUUAGCGGUACACCAACACCAGACUCGACCAAUUCAAAGGUCCGAGUACAAGCACACAGCUCGUGGCUGGUGAAGGACGUCCUAAUGGAGGACAACAGUAGCUACAUGCACAUCAUUUAAAGCAGUUUUCUACAAAGCACGUAGACAACGCUGGCAUCCAUUCAAUCAGCAAAAAACACUGGUGUAGGUGUACCUCUAAUUCAGGGUACUUCUCCAGAACAGUCCCAUCAUUUAAUCACAUGAAGUCCACAAACAAGGGCGACACACCCAAACUUAAACACACAACAACAAAAAAGGGGGGAAAUUCUGCUUCAUAAGGCUCGAUGGGUUGUCCUGUGUGUAGCAGAGGGUCUUGUCCGUCCUUAUUGUGCGAGACAGACAAAUUAAGAGAAAUUAAAACGUCAGCCCCCCCCCCCCCCCCCCCUCCAGGAAUAUAAUUUCAACUGUGCGGCUCAUAGUGUUUAUAUUUCAACACGCAAGCAAAAAGGAAUGGGGUUGUGAAUAUGGGAGGUUACUCAUUUGAGUUGAUUUCAAUGUUCAUCUAUUUACAUAAAUGACCAAAUAAUGUAUGUAGCCUUUCACAUUACAGUCACAUAUUGUAUAUGGUUAUAAAUAUAUAACAAAAUGCCUUAUAGACGAGGGACAUUCAACCUGAUUAGAAGUUACGAGGAUAAUAAAAAUAAGAUCAAUCAUU
Messenger RNA from Platichthys flesus (European flounder), 6302 nucleotides. RefSeq names its product MINDY lysine 48 deubiquitinase 2 (gene mindy2). Gene Ontology annotation, biological process: protein K48-linked deubiquitination. The transcript has 10 exons. Gene Ontology annotation, molecular function: cysteine-type deubiquitinase activity; K48-linked deubiquitinase activity; cysteine-type carboxypeptidase activity. The coding region runs from base 119 to 2092 and encodes 657 amino acids. Lineage: Eukaryota; Metazoa; Chordata; Actinopteri; Pleuronectiformes; Pleuronectidae. Gene Ontology annotation, cellular component: cytosol; cell periphery. The record is from RefSeq and is a predicted model, not a curated record.